UCGCCCAUAAAGAGGGAGAACGUUUAAUCCUAGAGUGAAACAGAUCGGGUACGCGAAAACGCUCAGAAACCCGGAAAGCACCGGAAAACUUCUCGGAUGUAUUGGUUCUCACGUGCGAUGUUCCGUACUCCACAUACGCUACAGUUGUGCUCGGUCCAUUACAAAACUUUCAUCGAUGCGAUCCAUGCACUCCAAAGUCGGAUCAGCCAAAAGGUCUUGUGCCGCUCAUGUUCGAGCUCGAGCCGUGUCAGCGGACCCGCAAGAAAAUACGAUGUCGACCCGAGUCAGUUCCCACAGGAGAACAUUCGAAAUUUCUGCAUCGUCGCUCACGUCGAUCACGGCAAGAGCACGCUUUCGGACCGCCUCCUCGAGUUCACGGACACGAUUCGAACAUCGAAAGACAACCAACAAGUCUUAGAUCGCCUCCCGGUCGAACGCGAACGAGGUAUCACCGUCAAGGCGCAAACGGUGUCUAUGGUCUACCACCGACCCGGCCACGAAUCGCCGUUCCUCCUUAACCUCAUCGACACACCAGGUCACGUAGACUUCAGUUACGAAGUGCUACGGUCCGUAGCCGUCUGCCAGGGAGUCAUCCUGCUCGUAGACGCCAAUCAGGGGGUGCAAGCGCAGACGGUAGCCAACUUCAACAUGGCCUUCUGUUCGGACCUCACCAUACUCCCCGUGCUGAACAAGGUAGAUCUCAAGAAUGCCGAUGUCGAGGGGGUGACGUCUCAGAUGGAGAACCUCUUCGGUACCAGGAGGGAGGACGUCCUCAAGGUGUCUGCUAAGCUUGGCACGGGUGUCGAAGAACUUAUCGAAGCAAUCAUCGACAGAAUACCAUCACCGAAGGGUGAUGCUGACGCGAAAUUUCGCGGGUUCCUGUUAGAUUCCUGGUACGACCGCUACCGCGGCGUCAUCGCGCUUUUGAUGGCUGUCGACGGAACACUCAGACUAGGAGACGAGAUAAUCUCGCACAUGACGGGAACCAGCUAUACGGUGCGGGACCUUGGGUUCUUGAAUCCCCUCGAAACACCAACCGCCAUGCUGUGUGCUGGACAGGCCGGCUACGUUGUUGCCAACAUGAGGUCACCCAAAGAAGCCCACGUUGGAGACACCCUGUCGCACAAGUCUGCGGCCAUCAAGCCGCUGCCCAAGCUGGAAGAAUCUAAGCCAAUGGUCUUUGCCGGCAUUUACCCGGAAGACCAGUCGCAAAACAAUGAACUGAGGAGCGCCAUUGACCGUCUGCUAUUGAACGAUCCCAGUGUCCAGGUGUCCAUCGAGAGCAAUCCUGCUUUGGGGCAGGGCUGGCGGCUUGGUUUCCUCGGUCUCCUCCACAUGGAUGUCUUCUGCCAGAGACUGGACCAGGAGUUUGAUGCUCAGGUUGUGGUCACGGCACCGAGCGUCAGCUACAAGGUCAAGGUCCACGGUGCUAAGAACAUCAAAAAGUAUGGCGGGGAGAUGGUGACCGUGAACAACCCCCUCCACCUUCCGGACAGGUCCAUCAUCAAGGAAUACUAUGAGCCGAUGGCCUUUGGUACCAUCAUCACUCCGGGCACUUACCUCCGCGACGUGACGAGUCUGUGCGUUGACCGGAGGGGUGUCCCCAAGAGCACGCAGGACGUGGAUGACAACACCAUACUGCUCCAGUACAAGUUUCCGCUCAACGAGAUCAUCGUCGACUUCUACGACGAACUCAAGUCUAUCACAUCCGGCUACGCGAGCUUCGACUAUGAGGAAACCGGGUAUGAGGAAAGCAGUCUUGUCCAGAUGCAGAUCCUCAUCAAUGGCAAGGUGGUAGAAGAGUUGACCACCAUCGUGCACACAACGCGAGCCCAGCGGGUGGGUCGUUCUAUGCUUCUAAAACUUAAAGAGUGCAUUCCGCAGCAGUUAUACGCUGUUGCGCUACAGGCUGCCGUGGGGGCCAAGGUCCUUGCACGGGAAGACAUCCGAGCACUGAAGAAGAACGUUCUUGCUAAGUGCUACGGUGGUGACAUCACCAGGAAGGUGAAGUUGCUCAAGAGGCAUUCGGAGAAGCAGAAAAAGCUUAGGCUCAUCGGUAAUGUGGAAGUCCCACGAGAUGCCUUUAUCAAGGUGCUAAAGCGAACGUGAGGAACUGUGCUUUGUUGGUUUAGGUUUUAGUCAUAGGUUGGACUGGACCUGACUGCUGGUCCUCUUGUCAAAAUGUGAAGAAGCUGGUGGAAAUGUUUGUAGUUCAGGCCUUUGUGGUAACCUUAUGGCUGUUUAACUUCAUAAGGGUUGUACAUAUCAGGUGUGUGCCAGUUUGUUCUUUGUAGCAUGAAAGAGAUUGGCACGUGCCUCAAGCUAUGUUUACCUCAAACUACGUCAUGUCUUAUUUGAAUAGAGAGAGGAAGUGGAAAACUGCCAUGUUAAUGCUUGUUGGCUGCUCUGAAAUGAGAAUGAUUGGUCCGUUUUUUAGGCACAAGAAGUACAGAGGAAAAAAGCUACAGCAUUGAAAAGUAAACUCACUAGUCAAAGCAUA
Ixodes scapularis (black-legged tick) is the source of this 2500-nucleotide messenger RNA. It is a transcript of the gene waw, whose product is annotated as translation factor GUF1 homolog, mitochondrial. Gene Ontology annotation, biological process: positive regulation of translation. Gene Ontology annotation, cellular component: mitochondrion. The record is from RefSeq and is a predicted model, not a curated record. Gene Ontology annotation, molecular function: GTPase activity; GTP binding; mitochondrial ribosome binding. The transcript has a single exon. NCBI's taxonomy places the organism in Eukaryota, Metazoa, Arthropoda, Arachnida, Ixodida, Ixodidae. Bases 97 to 2109 code for a protein of 670 amino acids.